GGGGAAAGAGACGAGGCGAGCCCGCGGCCUUGGGUGUCUCCCUUCCGUGCCUGCCGCCAGACGCGAGCCGCGAGUGGGAUCGGCGGGUUGGUUCGCUCGUUCCUCCGACGCGUGAGCUCCGAGCCCCGUGUGACCCGAGGCGGCGACGGCGCCGUCGGCAGCGUGCAGUGCCUCCACAGACACCGGAUCGACGCGGUCGCGGCUUCGGCAGCUCCGGCUCAGCGUGCACCCGCCCGGCUUCAGUGCGUUCCGGCAGUGACCCGAGGCAGUGUGGACUGCCCUCCUGGGUGCAGUGCUCCGGCCGGCCGUUCAUCACGUAAGUGCUCCCCGGGCGGCGUCCGCGACGCGGGCGCGGGCGCGGGCGAGGGCGCGCGGCUGUCGCCCGCCGGGCCAGAGGCACCGCUUGCAUGGCCGCGGCGCUCUUCCGACGCCGACCCCGUUUCCCGGCCACCGGCUUAUUUAUGA
Messenger RNA from Gryllus bimaculatus (two-spotted cricket), 465 nucleotides. The record is from the annotation of a GenBank genome assembly. NCBI's taxonomy places the organism in Eukaryota, Metazoa, Arthropoda, Insecta, Orthoptera, Gryllidae.